AAACACCUCCCCCGCUCUCUAUGGUUACGUUCCGCCCGCUCCGUCCCCCGACAAACCUAGACUCUGUGGUACCCGGCGGCUUUCAUCCCCGCCCUAUGGAAUUCCUGCGGCGCCUGGUGCUGGGGAGCCUGGUGGUGGCCGGGACCACAGGAGUGGGGGUCGGAAUCUUGGCGCUGAUAGCGCCGCGGGAGCAGCGCAGGCUGGAGGAGCUGCAGGAGACAACCCCACUACACUGGGCAAAGAGGCGACACCAGAAUGAACUGGUAAUGGCAGCAAUCAAAGAGGCAGCUGAAACAGAUGAGAACGUGGCCCGGAGGCCGACACCCUGGAGCAAGUGACACCUGACCAUUCCUCUCCCAAAUGGGAACCAAGGCAACAACUGGUACUGAGAACCUGCCAGAGGUGGGAACAGACUGCAUUCUUCAUUGCUGCAGCCACUCGUGGUCUCCUACAGGCCAGAAUGGGAUGGAUACUCCUUGGUUGUCAGUGAUCCUCAUGUUGGAAGGGUCUGUCUUAUUUCCAGCCCCUGAUUGCACCCAUUGAGCAUGAGGAUAAUGCAGAUCUGAUAGAGCAAAGACUAUUAUUGCAUGAGGUAAAUAAGCAUUUUCAGGUUUUUAAUAAACUAAUCUGGUAACCCUGAAAAA
This is a messenger RNA of Pelodiscus sinensis (Chinese soft-shelled turtle), 644 nucleotides long. It is a transcript of the gene UQCC3, whose product is annotated as ubiquinol-cytochrome c reductase complex assembly factor 3. The record is from RefSeq and is a predicted model, not a curated record. Gene Ontology annotation, biological process: mitochondrial respiratory chain complex III assembly. NCBI's taxonomy places the organism in Eukaryota, Metazoa, Chordata, Testudines, Trionychidae.